AUGCCAGUGUGGACUUGGGAUGAAAUAUCUGCAUGUAUUUCUAAAAAUGUUCAUGAUGGUUCAACGGAGAACCUGGAUGUUACUUCCAAAAUUUUAUGUCCCAAAGUUGACUAUGGAAAAGCUAAAAAAUUGUUUGGAAUGCAGGGAGAUGCAAGCACAAAAACUGUAAAUGUGAUAAAUCAAGAAAUGGAAGGUGCAAUCAGAAUUUGUGAUCUUGAUAUGAUAGUAAAAAUAAUUGGAGAUGUGGUUGAUCCUAAGCUUGAAAUUAACAAUAAGAUUGUGCAUAUAUACAAUAAUGUUCCUGAUGAAGAACAAGAUAAUGUAGAUAAUAAUACUAUGGAUGCAUCAUGGUAUCAAGUCAAGGAAUUGGUUGAUCUUAAAAAUAUACUUGAUAUCACAAAGGAAAUCAAAUUUUACUUUGUUAUGCCACCAGGAUGUUUUGAUGGAAUGAAAAAGCAACCAUUUCAUGCCAGAAAAGGGGAAGAUUAA
Entrophospora candida is the source of this 489-nucleotide messenger RNA. NCBI's taxonomy places the organism in Eukaryota, Fungi, Glomeromycota, Glomeromycetes, Entrophosporales, Entrophosporaceae. The record is from the annotation of a GenBank genome assembly.